Molecule: messenger RNA, 300 nt
Organism: Akanthomyces muscarius
Lineage: Eukaryota; Fungi; Ascomycota; Sordariomycetes; Hypocreales; Cordycipitaceae
Exons: 4
Coding region: 1-300 (99 amino acids)
Source: RefSeq, a predicted model, not a curated record
AUGCGUAUGGCUACUACAGACAAGGUGGGCUUGGACAGUGCAAUCGAGUACAAAUUAGGCUGGACUUGGCAAUUUCAAUAUCAUGUUUGGAAAAUAACAGGCUACCCACUCUGUACCGGCUGUGUGCCCCGAGGUGCUCAAGUCUGGUGUCACUCAGGAAUGGAAUGGAAGAACAAGGUUGUGAAAAAGGAUGUCGGGGUGAAAAGGAUGGUAGGAGUCUUCGGCACCCCCACGUCAAAAGCGACCGAGCAGAAGGCUUUUAUAGACUCUUUAUUUGUUCAUGAUAUUCCUCUAAUGUAG